Oryzias melastigma (Indian medaka) is the source of this 3199-nucleotide messenger RNA. It is a transcript of the gene stk24b, whose product is annotated as serine/threonine kinase 24b (STE20 homolog, yeast). Gene Ontology annotation, molecular function: protein kinase activity; ATP binding. Gene Ontology annotation, biological process: protein phosphorylation. NCBI's taxonomy places the organism in Eukaryota, Metazoa, Chordata, Actinopteri, Beloniformes, Adrianichthyidae. The coding region runs from base 94 to 1389 and encodes 431 amino acids. The record is from RefSeq and is a predicted model, not a curated record. The transcript is spliced from 11 exons.
UGUGGGGGGGACUGUCGGAACCACCGAAGCCGAGGAGAUCCCAGCGUAACGGCGGCGGCGGCAGCAGCAGGCGCUAAUCCACUCGGCUUCGCGAUGGCCCAUUCUCCCGUGCAGGGCAACCUACCGGGGAUGCAGAAUGCCAGAGUGGACCCCGAGGAGCUGUUCACCAAGCUGGAGCGCAUUGGCAAGGGUUCUUUCGGCGAGGUGUUCAAAGGCAUCGACAAUCGCACGCAGAAGGUGGUGGCCAUAAAGAUCAUCGACCUGGAGGAGGCGGAGGACGAGAUCGAAGACAUCCAGCAGGAGAUCACCGUGCUCAGCCAGUGCGACAGCCCCUUCGUCACCAAGUACUACGGCUCAUACCUGAAGGACACAAAGCUAUGGAUCAUCAUGGAGUAUUUAGGAGGAGGCUCGGCUUUAGAUUUGAUGGAGCCCGGAGCUCUGGAUGAGACCCAGAUCGCCACCAUCCUCAGAGAGAUCCUGAAAGGCCUGGAGUACCUGCACUCCGAGAAGAAGAUCCACAGAGAUAUUAAAGCGGCAAACGUUCUACUAUCCGAGCAGGGAGAGGUGAAGCUGGCAGAUUUCGGCGUGGCCGGUCAGUUGACUGACACGCAGAUCAAACGCAACACCUUUGUGGGCACGCCCUUCUGGAUGGCACCAGAGGUGAUCAAGCAGUCUGCCUACGACUCAAAGGCGGAUAUCUGGUCGUUGGGUAUCACGGCGAUCGAGUUGGCCAAAGGCGAGCCGCCCCACUCGGAUUUGCAUCCCAUGAAGGUUUUAUUCCUGAUCCCAAAGAACAACCCGCCCACGCUGGAGGGCAGCUACUGCAAGCCCCUUAAAGAGUUUGUGGAGGCCUGCCUCAACAAAGAGCCCAGUUUUAGGCCAACAGCCAAAGAACUGCUCAAGCACAAACUGAUCGUCCGCUACGCCAAGAAGACUUCGUACCUGACCGAGCUGGUGGACAAGUACAAAAGGUGGAAAGCAGAGCAGUCCAGAACCGCAGAGUCCAGUUCUGAUGAGUCUGACUCAGAGCAGGACGGUCAGGCGUCGGGCGGGAAUGACUUUGGCAGUGACGACUGGAUCUUCACCAUUCGAGAAAAAGACCCCAAGAAGUUACAGAAUGGAGAAGGACAGUCGGGAGUAACAGACCAGACAAAAGACAUUCCAAAGAGGCCUUUUUCACAGAGCCUGGCUGCAGUCAUCUCUCCUGCGUUGGCUGAGCUAAAGGCGCGACAGGAGCAGGUCAAUGGGAACCCAAUGGUCCUGGACGAGCUGAAGGAGGCGAUCCUGCUGGCGGAGGAGGCCUAUCCCGGGAUCUCUGACUCUCUGGUAGCUCAUAUGGUUCACCGGCUGCAGAGCUUCUCCACAGGUAGGACGUCCUCCUCCCCGUAGUGACCAGCCCUGUGACCCAGCCUUUCUCUCCCAGACCCCCCACGCCCACCAACACCCCACCAGCUCAGAGGGGUUCAAAGUUGGGAGUGAAGUCCUUCAAUACCAGCUAGCUGCAUUUGACCUCUACGUGGGAGAGGCCGCUAACCUAGCCUGAAAAUAAGAAAAGAAAAAAUAAUCGACGACGAUAAUAAUAUUAAGAAGAACUGAACUCCAAAAGAGGAGCGCGGAAGAACUUCGGAGAGCUUCUGUCAUCCAUUAGCGAGAGGAGGAGCCUGUCCACUGGCCUCUCGCCGCAGCCGAAUCUGCAUGGACUCCGUUCAGCGCAGAGCCACAAACCCCUCCCCUCGAAUUCACAACCCCGCCCCUUACUGGAAUGCAGGCGCCACACCCCUCCCCCCCAAAAAAAACCCUCUUGAGAGCAUGCUUGACGAACCUGCAGGGAUGUGAUCAACAAGCUGUGUAUGUGCGUGUGCCUGUUCUCCUCCCUGUUUAGGCUAACUGCAGCAUUCUUAAUGAAACCUCAGGUAAAGUGCUUUAAAGUGGGACUGUGUCCUCCGAGGCAGGGGGGAGGGGGAAAGGGGGCGGGGCUUCGCCAUGCUGUACAUGACUACAAGUUAUCAUAAAUCACUGUGUACAAAAUGGGGUCAUUUUGUAGAUACUGAUUCAAGUAGAAAACAUCUCCAGAGUAUCUGCAGCAGAGGAAAACGGAAUGCCUUGCCUUUUUUCAGAUCGACUCUCCUGCCUUCUUCGCAUUUCAUCCGACAUUUCAUCAGUGUUUCUUCUUUUUUUUUGACUGAUUUACAGUCUUCCAUUUCAAUCUCCUGCUGAAAAUCACAGAAUUAACUCGGAUACUAAGCUUACUUUGUUUAGAGGCACAAGUUUGUGUUUGUAGUCAGAGGAAAACCUACAACUUGUACUUAUGUUUUAGACAAUUGAGUUGUUUUAAAGUCCUAUAGGACAGGAGUGUGGUAGCAGACAAUUACAAGGGGAGCAACUAUUGCGGAGUGUAAUGCUGAUAUCAUUUUGAGUAUUAUGUUUUUUUGUUUUUCCUCGGCUCGUAUUGUUUUUCUUAGCUGUACUUUAGACCUAAAGUGGAGGCGAGGAAGAAGCGGCCCACGGACGGCAAUCACGGCGGCCAAAUUACGACGAGAGCCGAGCUGCAGUCAUUUCACACCUCCACUAUAGAAGUGCCAUGUCCUCUUUUACGCUUUCACCAAUUUGUAGUAUUAUUAUUAUUUGCACCUUUUUUUUUUUUUUUUUUUAAUUUUCCGAUCAAAAAAAUUUUUUUUUUUUUUUUUGCACUUUGAAAGUGUGUCAAGUAUUUAAAGAAUCCUGCAAAACCGGGGGGUAAAAAAUAAAAAAAACAACAGUUGCUAAUAGCCAUGUUUUACUAUAUAUGUUUACUUAAGAGUUCCAGAAUUUACUACUGUGCUAUUGCAGCAAUAAUGUUGAGGAGAUGCAUCAAGAUGCGCUCGUCAACACAGGGAUCGAAAGAAAUUAAGAAAUAUCUGAUAUUUUUAUAAACAGCAAAGAGUUAAGUAUGGAAAUAUGGAAUGCUUUAUGGAUACGGGCACCUGCCUUUGGCAAAAAAAAAAGAAAAAAAGACAGAAAUAUCUAUACCUUACAGAAGACAAAACAUAUGCUAUGGAAAUAACAACAAAAUGUGUACAUUUGGUCUCCUUUAUCAUAGCUGACAAUUUAUAGUACUGUAUAUAAUCUUUGCUUGUGUCAUUUGAAAAUUCCCAAGUUAAAUGUAAGCUCCUUGUAAGCUUCGAAGUGACAUGAGAAAUAAAGAUCUAAUGCUAACUGA